CCGCCCCACCCGGCGGCAGCGUGCGGCUGCUCUGCUCGGAGCCGGGCUGCGAGCGGGGAUGGCGGCGGUGGCGGCGACUGCAAGCCGGCUGCUCCGGCUCCGUGCGGCCGGGGCUGAGCGGCCCUGGCGUGGGCUUCGUGGCGCCGGGCUGGCGCGGGGCUUCCUGCAGUCCGCCUCGGCUGGCCAUGGUGCGGCCCCGAGGCGGCAGGUGGCUCACUUCACUUUCCAGCCCGACCCGGAGCCCCAGGAGUACGGGCAAACUCAAAAAAUGAAUCUUUUCCAGUCAGUAACAAGUGCCUUGGAUAACUCAUUGGCCAAAGAUCCUACUGCAGUAAUAUUUGGUGAAGAUGUUGCCUUUGGUGGAGUCUUUAGAUGCACUGUUGGUUUGCGAGACAAAUAUGGAAAAGAUAGAGUUUUUAACACUCCAUUGUGCGAACAAGGAAUUGUUGGAUUUGGAAUUGGAAUUGCAGUUGCUGGUGCUACUGCCAUUGCAGAAAUUCAGUUUGCAGAUUAUAUUUUCCCUGCUUUUGAUCAGAUUGUCAAUGAAGCUGCCAAGUAUCGCUACCGCUCCGGGGAUCUUUUUAACUGUGGGAGCCUCACUAUCCGGUCCCCCUGGGGCUGCGUUGGCCACGGGGCUCUCUAUCAUUCUCAGAGUCCUGAAGCGUUUUUUGCACAUUGCCCAGGAAUCAAGGUGGUUAUACCCAGAAGCCCUUUCCAGGCCAAGGGACUUCUUUUGUCAUGCAUAGAGGAUAAAAAUCCUUGUAUAUUUUUUGAACCUAAAAUACUUUACAGGGCAGCAGUGGAACAGGUUCCAAUAGAACCUUACAACAUCCCCCUGUCCCAGGCUGAAGUCAUACAGGAAGGGAGUGAUGUUACCCUGGUUGCCUGGGGCACUCAGGUUCAUGUGAUCCGGGAGGUGGCUUCCAUGGCAAAAGAAAAGCUUGGAGUGUCUUGUGAAGUCAUUGAUCUGAGGACGAUAAUACCUUGGGAUGUGGAUACAGUUUGUAAGCAAAUAAGUCCUAAGACCUAG
Messenger RNA from Propithecus coquereli (Coquerel's sifaka), 1030 nucleotides. It is a transcript of the gene BCKDHB, whose product is annotated as branched chain keto acid dehydrogenase E1, beta polypeptide. Gene Ontology annotation, biological process: branched-chain amino acid catabolic process; response to nutrient. The coding region runs from base 59 to 1030 and encodes 323 amino acids. The record is from RefSeq and is a predicted model, not a curated record. NCBI's taxonomy places the organism in Eukaryota, Metazoa, Chordata, Mammalia, Primates, Indriidae. Gene Ontology annotation, molecular function: catalytic activity. The transcript is spliced from 9 exons.